Messenger RNA from Armigeres subalbatus, 1224 nucleotides. It is a transcript of the gene AIMP1, whose product is annotated as aminoacyl tRNA synthase complex-interacting multifunctional protein 1. The transcript has 2 exons. Lineage: Eukaryota; Metazoa; Arthropoda; Insecta; Diptera; Culicidae. Bases 147 to 1145 code for a protein of 332 amino acids. Gene Ontology annotation, molecular function: tRNA binding. The record is from RefSeq and is a predicted model, not a curated record.
UCCUCCGAGCCAGAACCCUUUUUUCAAAUUGAUGACGAAUGCAUCGAACAAAACAAGGACGCGUGAAAACAAAACUGUUGACAGACGAGUUCCGCAUCUUCAUCCACGUUGCGUGUUGGUGGUGCCGCUUUCGGUUUUUUUGUUGAAUGCUGCAAAAUCGCUGCAUACGCAUAGUUAGUUCGGUGUUCAACGGUGCUCCAUUGAUGACACGUCGCUUGCCCCCCGGAAGAAGAAUGAACGCUCUCGAACGAGUCAUUUCCAAUAACAAAGCCGCCGAAGAGCUGCUUCGCUCACUCCAGGAGGAAUUCAAAGCCCUCAAGAACGAGAAAGCGCUCCGUCGUAUCGAGGAACUCAAGGUGGAAAAUGAUGUCCUGCGAAAGCAAAUUGAAUCUGCCCGACAGCAGUUGAUCGAACUUGAAACACGAAAUGGUAAGAAGCAGAUUCCGGUGCCCGGACAGGUGGCAGCUACUGUCGAUGUUACUCCAGUGGUUGUGAAGGUGGAACAGAGCUUGAAAGCGGAGCAACCAGCGGUUCAACAGAAGGCGGCGGAAGGGAAGCAACAAAAAGAGAAGAAACCCAAAAAGGAUAAACCAGCCGUUGAGGGUAAAGGAACGGCUGCCGCUGGUGCGGCAUCAGCAGCCGAGGAACCGCCGAUCGACGUCGGUCGACUGGAUAUGCGCGUGGGAAAAAUAGUCGAAGUCUCACGACAUCCAGAUGCGGAUGCGCUGUAUCUGGAGAAAAUCGACGUGGGCGAGCCAAAUCCAAGGACCAUCAUUUCCGGUUUGGUACGGUUUGUCCCAAUCGAGGAAAUGCAGGACCGCCUGGUGGUUGUUCUGUGCAACUUGAAACCGGCCAAAAUGCGUGGAAUACUCUCCGAAGGAAUGGUAAUGUGUGCGUCUACGCCGGAGAAGGUCGAAGUACUGGCUCCGCCGGCCGGAUCCGUUCCAGGGGAUUUGGUUCAUGUGGAAGGUUAUCCGCGGGUUCCGGACGCAGUUAUGAAUCCCAAGAAGAAAAUAUUCGAAACCGUGGCCCCCGAUUUGCACACCAACGAGCAGUUGGUGGCUUGCUACAAGGAGGGUCCGUUUGUUGUCCCCGGGAAGGGGCAGGUUGUGUCGCAAACGUUGAAGAAUGUUCACGUGAAGUAGAAAAGUGAUGGUAUUCGGGAUGCGCUUUUUGGAAGUUUAUUGUAAGAGACAAUAAAGAUCUUGAAUAAAUUUAGUAAAA